Colletes gigas is the source of this 396-nucleotide messenger RNA. RefSeq lists its product as uncharacterized. Bases 1 to 396 code for a protein of 131 amino acids. The transcript has 3 exons. The record is from RefSeq and is a predicted model, not a curated record. Lineage: Eukaryota; Metazoa; Arthropoda; Insecta; Hymenoptera; Colletidae.
AUGGACCCACGCUGCAACAAACCUCGCGAUUUUGUUGCCAACUCUAGAAAUUUAGCCGAGGGUGUACGUAAACAAAGGCAUCUGCAGAUAAAAUGGUUUCAGACGUACGAAUGGUUAUUGGACGAACACGUAAAAUUGGGAAACGAAUUGAAAAAACUUUGUGAAGAAAAGCACCCGAUCGUAGAGACUGAGUCAUUUGUUCGAGAAGAGGGAAAAACGUGUCUACCAUUUCCGGUUACUACGAGCGCUGAGUACGGUUGGCUUGCAAGUAAACCAAAAUUUCAACUGGAAAAAUAUGGAUCUUAUAUGCCAGUGUACCCCGAUCCUCUUCGCGACAUAGUACAUUUAACCGGAAAUAUACCUGUCCUCGCUGCUGGCAAAGGAUUCCUUUGGUAA